AGUUACAACUUAUACAAAAUCUGCCGUCAUAUCAACAGGUGGAAGCUCUUCAGGUGUUUAGGAUUAUAAAUAACAUCAGAAGCCGUCAUGUAAAUACUGGAUCUAAGGGAUAAUCUCCUAGUGAAAUUUUAAGUGUACGUAGUGAGUUUUUGUUUCAGAUUUGUUCUUUGUUGGUUGGAGUUGGAGGGAACACACACAGCAAAGCAGUAGAUUUACUGACUGACUUUUUCAAGAUGAGUGCGCUCGUGUUUCCGCCGGCGCCGAUGACGCGUCAACAAGAGAAGGCUGAGCUUCAGCAUCUUAAUGACCGGGUUCAGAACUACAUCGCUAAGGUUCGCAAGAUGAGAGAAGAAGCCAAUAAUAUCGACUCAUCUUCUCUUCUCAAUGCAAUGCGAGUCUUGGAAGACGAAGUGUCGGCCAUUAAGAGCAUGUACGAGAAGGAACUGGAGAACGAACGCAGGAAGGUUGAAGAUGAGAUGGGAGGCCGGAACCAGGCCGAGGUACAGGCUCACCGUAACAAGCAGCUGGCGAAUGAUCUACAAGACAGGUUAUCGGUGGAAAGUCAGCGCGGCCGAGCCUUUUCAGACGAGAUACUGGCCUUGCAGAGACUCUGUAGCCAGAAGGACGGUGACCUCCAGCAGGCAAGGGUCAAAGGUGAAGAUUUGACCCGGAAGCUGAGAGACCUACAGGACGAUCAUGCAGCGUUGCAGCACCAUUCUGCAGACACACAGCGAAGGUUGGAUCAGGAGACUGCGCAGAGGUUAGAGGCUCAGGAUGUUCAGCAGUCGCUGAGGAACAAGAUUGAGUUUCAAGAUCAGCUCCACUCUCAGGAAUUAAUUGAGAGUAGAAAUCGUCUAGAUGAGAAGGCGAACCACAUACUUCAGCUGGAGGCUAAGGUCAGAGAGUUGAGUAAGCCUGAUAACACGCUCCAUGAGGCCCUACAGAGGGUCCGAGAUGCAGCCACCGCCGAACUCCUCAAAUAUAAGGAAGAGUCGGAGGCAACUUACCAUAAAAAUUUGCAAGAACUGCGCGAUCAAAUGGACAGAGACGCCGACAAUAUUGAGAAGUUGUCAGGAAAUAAUAAACGACUUGCAGCGCAGAUCGAGGAACUAAAGAACCAGGUGCACUCGCUCCAGACACGAUUGGGAUCAACAGAGCAUCAGAAUCGUAAUCUCUCCGACCAGCUAACGCAAGAGAGAGAGGGCGCCGCAGCCCAUGUGCGCGCCCUAGAGGGAAAACUCUGCGAUAUGCAGGACAGCUUGGUGCAGAAGAUGAGAGAGAUCACCUUGGCAACGGACGCUAAGAUGCCGGUCAGGUCCGAGAUCGACGCACUGAGGGAGCUCGUCGAGGAAGAAGAAAGAAAGUUACGGAACAUCACUGGCGAACCGAUACGUCGACCGAUCACCUUGCCUCCAGCCGUUCACUCCAUUAGUAGACCAGCCAGCACUCCUCUGAUAUCAUCGAGAGGUCGGUCAACCUCCCCAAUGAAAGGAUACGAAAACACCACAGGUCUGGUGUCCAGUGUUACUCAACAUAGCCCAAGAGCGGAGAGACGUCCAGCGUCAGUUCCGGUCACCACGAUGGGACAGGGGAAGGACUACUUUGACUCUAUGUUCGGAGACCUUCAGAAGAGUCGGGUGAUUUAUCCCAAACUCCAUCCAAAGUCUAGCCCGCCAGUCAGACUGGCGUCUACCACUCACGAUUACACCACGGCAACAUCAAGCACUACAGGCUCAGUCAAGAUUCUUGAAGUCAACGAGGACGGACGUUUCAUCCGCCUCUUCAACACAUCCCCGAGAGACGAUCUGGAGAUCGGAGGUUUCAUGAUCCAGCAGAAUAUUGGAGGGCACCCGGUGGCGGUCUACCGUUUCACUCCACGGACCCGUUUCAGAGCUGGGUCGACGAUAACUGUUUGGUCAGCAUCGAGCCUCGCUCAGCACAACCCCCCGACAGACUUCCUAUGGAAGGAGCAAAACAAGUGGGGAACUGGUCCCGAAUGCACUACUAUCCUCUGUAAACCAAACGGACAGGCGAUUGCUUGGACAACGGCAGCCCAUCGUUUCACCAAGACGGCGCAGAGUUACGAUAUGACCAGCGAAAGCUCAGGGAGUCGUAUGACGGAGGACGUAAUGGACGACUUUAACGGGGAGUCCACACCUCACCCUGAGAUGGAGGUUGAAAUUGAUGGCAGACCGACAACGGUACUACACAGAGAAAGAGAAGAUCUUCCGUCAUUGUCUCCAGCGAAGCAUCCCAUCGGUCAGUAUCCGGGAUCCCCGACACACCCUGCGACAGGACAGCACAGGGUGAAGACCUUAGGGAACGACAAUAGCAGCAUGUGUCGCCAGUCUCGCUCUCAGAACUCCAAACCGGUUCCCGAUGUUGUUAAAGGUGUUUUAUAUGCAGGCUCAGGAAUAGGUGCAUCUCGUACCGGUGCAGCACAACUUAGAAAACCAAUGAGAACGAGCCCAACAAGAGGAGGGAGUGGUACGAUCCGAUACACUGCCCAGCCGAGCCCCUUCAUGUCCCCCCACCAGGAGCACUACGCUAACCUGAACUCCAUUACCGCUAGUCAGAAGGUCAGCUUCCAGCCACCGAUGCCACGCCCUCCUGUCAUAUCGUCAUGGUAACUAGCUCAUGAAUAUGUAUGUCAGUAAUUCCCACCAGAUCAGUUUGCACCCAUGCACCACCCACCCUUCAACUUUGCUCAUGAAUAUGCAAACAUAUAUCAGGCCCAUGUUUUCUUUAAGCUAGCCCAACAUAACAUUACUUUAUAAAGGGUAAAGUCAUGAAUAUGCAAAUCAGUAGAUAGACGAGUUUCCUCAGUGGACUAAAGUUAUUUAUUGAAAUUAGCUCAUGAAUAUGCAUAUUUUUGAGAGAACAAGAGGAUGGCAUUUGGUUGGAUCCUCCAAGUGACAUGGCAAAUCCCCAUAACUCAUGAUUAUUCGUAUCCAAUAUGAAUAUGCAAAAACGUUUGGGUGUGUUUGGUCUGGUACCUUGAACCUUGAGGCAUUUUAAGACAUGUUUGUCUGUGGAAUAAGCAGUAAGAGUUAUUCAAGUUUCCUGACCAAAUAUUUUUGCUGUGAGUUACAAAGAAUUUAAUGCUGAUUGAAGACUCUAUAUUUGGAAGACUUUAUAUAUAUUUAUGUAUAAUAUUUUCUAUGCAUAUUUUGACUAUUUUUUAAUGAAUUAUGCAAAGUGUGGCACUCUGUUUUAUUGAUUUUCUAAAUGAUGCCUCGUUACUAUAAAAUUGAUAUUUAAUAAAAAUGUCCAAAGAGUAAAUAGUUGAAUAUGCAGUUUUUGACUCACUGGUUUUGCUAAAAAAAUAAAUCAGCGAUUUUGAUUAUCGUAACCGCAAUUUUAAAUGGAAAAGUUAUAAUUAAUAAUGAAUGCUGAAUUUGUGUGUUAUGUUUCGAACAAAGAAAGACAGAAAGGGUGAUGUUGUGGUUGUUUUUGUCAAAAAUGUUUUACAAUAAUAUAUACAUGUAGUUUGUGUGAGUUUUGCUGUUGCUGUAUAGCUACAUGGGAACCUGUAUACUAUUGAACAGUAGAGGGCCAUGUGUUGCACCUAGUGACUGACAGAAGUCUCUGCAGGGAAUGACUUGAUUCAAGUCUAACUUUUUACAGAAGUAGGCCAUAUUGCUCUAAUGUCUGAAGUAAAUCUAGAAUGAUGGCAAAGCAACUACUUGAUUUAAAGACUAACUUUAUGCAGAAGUAGGCCAUGUUUUGCAUUAGUGGCUGCAAGUGAGAAAUCUGUAGGAUUGAUGGCAAAUUACGACUUGUUUUCAAGCCUACCUUUGUAUUAAAGAAGAUAGGCCAUGUAUUGCACGAGCGUCUGUCAAACAUCUGUCAGGAAUGAUCUCAAAGAACGACUUGAUUCAAGCCCAACUUUGUACAGAAGUAGGCCAUGUGUUGCAUUAGUGUCUGAAAUAAAUCUGUAGAAACGAUCGCAAAAAAUGACUUGAUUCAAGCCUAACUUAUUUUUACAGAAGUAGGCCGUGUGUUGCAUUAUACAUGUAAUAGUGUCUGAAAGAAAUAUGUAGGAAUGGUGACAGAGAACGACUUGAUUACAAGUCUUUUUUUUGUGAGCCAUGUGUUGCACUACUGUCUGAAAUAAAUCUGCAGGAUUGGUCACCAGAACGAUUUGAUUUGAAGCCUAACUUUGGACAGAGGUAGUUUUUUGUACCAAAUCACCAUCAUGUGAAAUAGUUUUACUUAUCUGAAAUGCAGCAUUGUGUAAAAAAGGUGUUCUAGCAUUUCAAUUCUCUUUUAUUUUCGGCUUGAUUGGUAGAGAUAAAAAAGAAAGAAAACUAAGCAAGAAACUUUUGUGACAUGAAAAUAAUAUUGUGCUUAUUUUCAAUUUACACAUUUCACUGUAAUUUGAUACUUUUCAUUGGGAAUAAAGAAUAUUACUUGGUGUGUUUUCAAAUUAA
Asterias rubens (European starfish) is the source of this 4433-nucleotide messenger RNA. Its product is annotated as prelamin-A/C-like. Gene Ontology annotation, cellular component: cytoplasm; nuclear envelope. The coding region runs from base 234 to 2630 and encodes 798 amino acids. The record is from RefSeq and is a predicted model, not a curated record. The transcript is spliced from 16 exons. Lineage: Eukaryota; Metazoa; Echinodermata; Asteroidea; Forcipulatida; Asteriidae.